UUUUUUUUUUUUUGUUCUUGGUGUUUGUCUCUCGCAAUCUCUCUCUGUUGUCCUCGUGCAUGCGUGUUUUCUCUGCAUCACUUCUUCUUCUUCCUCCUCUUCCAUGGCCAAAGCAAAGGCUCCAAGGAAAACUCUGGACUCCUUCACAGUCAAACACAUCAACAAAACCAUCAAAGUGGGAGACUGUGUGCUGAUGCGGCCGUCGGAGCCGGGGAAGCCGUCGUACGUUGCCAGGAUUGAGCGGAUCGAGACGGACGCGCGUGGAGCGAACGUGAGAGUGCGCGUGCGCUGGUACUACCGGCCGGAGGAGUCGAUCGGUGGUAGGCGACAGUUUCAUGGAUCCAAGGAGGUUUUCCUUUCCGACCACUACGACGUGCAGAGCGCUGAUACAAUCGAGGGGAAGUGUACGGUCCACAGCUUCAAGAGCUAUACCAAGCUUGACGCCGUUGGAAACGACGACUUCUUCUGUCGUUUUGAGUACAAUUCGUCUACCGGCGCUUUCAAUCCUGAUCGAGUCGCCGUGUAUUGCAAAUGUGAGAUGCCUUAUAACCCAGAUGAUCUAAUGGUUCAGUGCGAAACUUGCAGUGACUGGGAAAAAAGCAAAGGGGUUGGCAGGAUUAUGCAAAGGGCACAGGCAUUCAAAGGAGUAAACUUUUCAAAGUUGUGGUAGCUCACUUUGCAUUCAAAUAGAAUCUAAAGACAUAUGGGAACUUUUCAAGAUACUGAUUCGUUAACUCACCUCAGCCCAGUAGUUCCUCAUUGUCCAUUGUUUCUUGGUUCUUCAAUUUUGUCAUGUAUUAGAUGAGUUACUGAAAGACCAGCUGCAGAGAAACACAUAGCUUCUGAGUAUCUCUGGAACAGUUAUCUGCAUGCUUAAUCAGCUUGUUUGAUGAAAGAAAAAAAAAAAUCUGCAGAUGGUAAUGCCUGGGUUUCUCAUACAUAUCAGUUAGGCAGUUAUACUGUAUUAGUGGAGAGUAACAAUGAUUUUCAGAAACAGUUAGAUGCUAAUGUUUAGCAUUUCCUUCCUUGUUCAGGUGGCUGAUUUAUGAGCUCGUUAGCCUGUUAUGUAUGAACCAAUUAAUUUAUUUUACUUCUGCCUACUGCUUCUUUUUCUCUGUUGGAAGAAAAAUGGGAGUUGAUGCUUCUCUUAGUUCAAUUAGUUUUAUGCGUGCUACUUCUGAUCAUCUCUUCAGGAAUAAUUUCAUUGAGGCUGCUUGUUGGACUACGUAGAUUAACCAUCAGUUUUAUUGUGGAAGUUGACUGAAUUUGAUCCUUCAUUCCUUUGUGUUGUCUUUGUUUACCCUGAAAUAGCUUUUUAAGGAAAGAGAAGGAAAUAUCCUGAAUUACCAUACAUUUAUUCAUGUGUAUGUGUAGUAUGUAUUCACAUAGAGAGUGAUAAUUAUCUUUUAUAGGUGAUCAUGUAAAUGUAAUGCAGGGGAGAGAGACUGUGUUAGGGAAGAUGCCUUGGCCAUGAUCGUUUACAUAAUGAGCUAAGGAAUAUUAAUACUUAAGGAUGUGUAUGCAUCCUCGAGUUUCCUAACAAUAUUUUUGGGAAAA
Messenger RNA from Carica papaya (papaya), 1557 nucleotides. RefSeq names its product PHD finger family protein / bromo-adjacent homology (BAH) domain-containing protein (gene SHL1). Gene Ontology annotation, molecular function: chromatin binding. The record is from RefSeq and is a predicted model, not a curated record. NCBI's taxonomy places the organism in Eukaryota, Viridiplantae, Streptophyta, Magnoliopsida, Brassicales, Caricaceae.